This is a messenger RNA of Aureobasidium vineae, 1230 nucleotides long. NCBI's taxonomy places the organism in Eukaryota, Fungi, Ascomycota, Dothideomycetes, Dothideales, Saccotheciaceae. The record is from the annotation of a GenBank genome assembly.
AUGCUGUCUUCUUGUGGAUUCCGGUCAACACGGGCGGCGUCCCGCUCCUUCCGCCUCGUCAAUGGCUCCCACUCGCGCUGCUACGCCAUUGCUGCACACGACGUCUCAAAUCCCAAGCUGACCACCAUCGACAACUCCAAGUUGACCAUCACCAAGACGACGACGCCAAAGGAAUUGAUCCCCAACGAUGAGCUGGUCUUCGGAAAGCACUUCACUGACCACAUGUUGUCUCUCGAGUGGACAGCCACCGACGGCUGGCAGGCUCCCCGUAUCACUCCAUACCAGAACCUCUCACUCGACCCGGCCACUUGCGUCUUCCACUACGCCUUCGAGUGCUUCGAGGGUAUGAAGGCCUACAAGGAUGAGAAGGGCAACGUUCGUCUCUUCCGUCCCGACAAGAACAUGGCCCGCUUGAACAGAUCCUCUGCCCGCAUUGCUCUGCCCAACUUCGACCCCAAGGCCAUGAUUGACCUGGUCUCCAAGUUUGUCAAGACUGAUGAGCGUUUCAUUCCCGCUGCUCGUGGCUACUCGCUCUACCUCCGUCCUACCAUGAUCGGCACUCAACGUACUCUCGGUGUCGGCCCACCCGGCUCUGCCCUCCUCUACACCAUCGCCUCUCCCGUCGGUCCAUACUACCCUACUGGCUUCAAGGCUGUCUCGUUGGAAGCAACCACAUAUGCUGUUCGUGCAUGGCCUGGCGGUGUCGGCAACAGCAAGCUCGGCGCAAACUACGCUCCUUGCAUUGUUCCUCAGAUGCAGGCCGCCUCUCGUGGCUUCCACCAGAACUUGUGGCUGUUUGAGGAGGGUGGUGAGGAAUGGGUCACCGAGGUCGGAACCAUGAACCUGUUUGCUGCCAUCAUCAACAAGGAUGGAAAGAAGGAGCUGAUGACGGCUCCCCUGGAUGGAACUAUUCUGGAAGGUGUUACCCGUGACUCUAUCCUCGAACUUGCCCGCGAGCGUCUUGUUCCCGAAGGUUGGGAAGUCAACGAGCGUAGGUUCUCGGUCAGAGAGCUCGCCGAGGCCGACAAGGAAGGUCGCAUGCUCGAGGUCUUUGGUGCUGGUACCGCUGCCGUCGUCAGCCCUGUUCGCAACAUCGGCUGGAAGGACUCUAUGAUCAACUGCGGUCUCGAGGCUGACAAGGAGGCUGGUCCCAUCGCCCAGCGUAUGAAGGACUGGAUUGAGGGUAUUCAGUACGGUGACGAGGCUCACNCCUGGAGCGUCAAGAUCUAG